GCUCCAGCUCGGUGAGCGGCCAAUCAUAAUCAUAUUCUCCUCCGACAGCUCUGCCUUGACCGAGAACUUUUGCGAGUUCACCCAUCCAACCACUUCAGCCUUGUGAACCUCCUGCCUCCUGCCUACUGCCUCUUGCCUCCUGCCUCUAUACGCGACCGUCCAAUCACCAUACACCUGCACCGCGCUCAAGAUGGCCGACGCAAAGAUUCAAGAUCUCCUCACCAAGCCUCGCAAUGAGCUCACGGAGUACGAGAUCGCCCAACUGGAAGAGUACGAGUUCAACAGCGGCCCGCUCUCCAUCCUGCAGACCGCCGUGCGCAGCCACACCCAGGUCCUGAUCUCCAUCCGCAACAACCGCAAGCUGCUGGCCCGCGUCAAGGCCUUCGACCGCCACUGCAACAUGGUCCUCGAGAACGUCAAGGAGAUGUGGACUGAGACCCCGCGCCUGUCUGGUGGUAAGAAGGGUAGGCCUGUCAACAAGGACCGCUUCAUCUCCAAGAUGUUCCUCCGCGGAGAUUCGGUCAUCCUCGUGUUGUUGAGUUAAUAAAAAAAAAUAUAACAAUCAAAAUAACAUGGAUCAAAAACAAAACAACCACCACGGAAAGAGGGGAGGCGAAACAGCUGGGUAAGGGGGGGUUCAUAGAAUCUCGGGCCGCAAAUGUCAUGGUCGCUGGAUGAUGAGAACACCACGGAUCCAAACCAGAUUGGACCCAGAUCAGAGUGCGAAGAAAAACGAAAAGAGUGUCACACCACGACAUGACGGCACACAACUCCUGCUGGCGGCUACUCGACGUGGGCGUUUGAUUGGGGUUUGUGAAUGACUUUACUCGCGCCGGAAUGGUCUGGGAUAUCACAGAUGUUUAUGUGGAUGAUGAACGCUUCGAGCAGGCCGAUUUAAUGAGCAGAGCUAGAAUUGCAAGUCUCGAGACUGAGGACGGCCGAGACCAUGCC
Truncatella angustata is the source of this 951-nucleotide messenger RNA. RefSeq names its product small nuclear ribonucleoprotein Sm D2. Gene Ontology annotation, biological process: RNA splicing; spliceosomal snRNP assembly. The transcript is spliced from 3 exons. The record is from RefSeq and is a predicted model, not a curated record. Bases 191 to 544 code for a protein of 117 amino acids. NCBI's taxonomy places the organism in Eukaryota, Fungi, Ascomycota, Sordariomycetes, Amphisphaeriales, Sporocadaceae. Gene Ontology annotation, molecular function: RNA binding. Gene Ontology annotation, cellular component: precatalytic spliceosome; U5 snRNP; U2 snRNP.